CCCCAAGCACGUCGCUGAUUGGCUGCGCGACGAUCAGGAGGAGCUUUCCACUGGUGCUAGAUCGCACCAUGCAUUGCUUGCCCUACUACUCCUAGCUCCUGACUCACCAUUAGGGUUUUGUAUUUUUUCCAGCUCAGAUCUGGAGCCCUGGUGUUUCCGACAUUGUAUUAUUUUUUUGCAAUUAUACUCUCGCUUUAGUUGUUGUUUGGCUCGCCUUUUUUCACGCUGCAUUAGUAGCACACUAGCUUUUCUGGUCUACUUACGUAGUCCGCGUACAUCAGCCUACCUUGACUACGUGCUGGAGGAGAAGUGUCCCGUACGUGAACUCGUCAUUAGUCAGGCAUCCCAAUCCCGCUUCUUCCGGUAUAACACACACACAAGAGGCUACUAUCAGCGGGAACAGUCCCACAUCCGAUCGUCCUCUCUUUUCGGGCUACUCGUCGCUAAAGCAGGACGCCAGUAUUUUCGGCUCUCCCGUGGUGCUGCUCUCGCAAGGGUCACCACUCUCGUGACAGUAACAAGCAGAGCACCCGCUCGAAUCCUCCCCGUCCAUUUCCAUCGCUCCUGCCUGGCGCUUACCUGGCGCUUACCUGGUGACCUGGUGUUGCAUACCAUCAAAUCUUCGAUGCACCUAAAAACCGCUUAACUGUUGCUGUGUACCUUCAAUCAGUGACUCCUCUUCGGUCCUCCCGGAUUCUCCUCUCGUCCGAUUCACGUCCUCGUAUCCCAGCCCCGUUGCGCGUGCUUUUCAAGCCGUAGAAUACUAUCUCCACGGAUUGCUUCGCUGACACAGACUCUCCGCGGAAUCCGGCGUGAAUCUCGCGCAAGGAUCGUUGCUCGCCGCCUUGCGCGCAUCUAGUCAGGUCUAGACCGACUAACCAGCAAUCUCCAGACCGUCGCUCCGCGUGCUCCCACUCACUCAAUCUCUGGACUUCCGUGCGCCGACUCUUGCCGGCCGCACGCGGAGGACUGCGCGGACGGCUGCGCAGAUUUUUCGAGGAGUCCGUUCAUCCGCCGCCCGUCCGCGCAAUCAUUCCCGCGCUGGCACAAUAGCCGCGGGGAUGGAUGGGAUAGGUUGAUUUUCUGUACAAGGAAUUUUAAGAGCACUUACGGACGACUCUGGACGAUACGGCCCGCGAGCGGCGAAGAGGGCGAUCAGCCCGGCCGAAAGCUGCGACCUGCCACCCGUGGCGUGUGACCUGUCUCCUGUGGCGUGUGGCGUGUGGCGUGUGACGUGUGAUCGUGAUCACUGCUGCAUGCUUCAAUAAGCCAGACGGCCGCACCGCCAUGGACCAGGGGUGGCAGAACCAGUUCCAGCAGCAACAGCAGCAGCAGUACCAGUAUCAGCAGUACCCGCAGCAGCAGCAGCAGCAGCAGCAGCCGCAGCCGCAGUACCAGCAGCAGCCGCUGCCGUUUCAGCAGCAACAGGCCGUGCAGUAUCAGCAGCCGCUGCAGUAUCAGCAGCAGCCGCAGCAGCAGCCGCAGGGGAUGGGGUAUGUUGGGGGAUAUGCCUUGAACCAGGGACAGGAGUAUAGCAACGCUGAGGAGCAGGCGCAGGAACAGGAGGAAGAAGAGGAAGACGAGGAGGAAGAGCAGGAGGAGGAGCAAGUGGAGGAGGGUGGGCAAGAGGGCGAGGAGGAGGAAGAGGAAGGGGAUGAAGAAGAGGAGGAGGAAGAGGAAGAGGAAGAAGGAGGGGAAGAUGGAGAAGGGGAGCAAGCAGGAGGUGCAGGGGGGGAUGAGGAGGACGGGGGUCCGGAAGAAGAGGAGGAAGAGGAAGAAGAGGAAGGAAACGAGACGAACGAAGGUGGCGGUGGUGUUGGAGAGGAGGAGGCGGAGGAGGAAGAGGAGGAGGAAGAAGAGGAGGAGGAAGAGGAGGCGGAGGCUGAAGGUCAGGAGGUCGGUCGGGGUUCAGGGGAAGGGGAAGGGGAAGGGGAAGGGGAAGGGGAAGGGGAAGGGGAAGGGGAAGGGGAAGGGGAAGGGGAAGGGGAAGCAGAGGAGGAAGCAGAAUGGCUAGAAGGUGAGCAGGAAGAGGAGAGUGGAGGAGAAGAGGAGGAAGAGGAAGGAGAUGAACAAGAGGGGCAGCAGGAAGUGAUACAGGAAGGGGUGGCGGACGAAACACAGGCUUACAAUCAAGGGGAGGGGGAGGGGCAAGAGGAGGAGGAGGAGGAGGAGGAUGAAGAGGAAGAAGAAGAGGAGGAAGAGGAGGGGGAUGAAGAAAGGCGGGAGGAGGGUAGGGAGGAUCAUGGAUUUCAGGGCUCUGGUCAGGAACCCCUGUGGGUGCAAGGCGAUGCAGGGGAGUUGAGAGAGGUACAGGCACAGGGCGAGGAGGAGGAGGAGGAGGAGGAGGAGGAGGAGGAGGAGGAGGAGGAGGAGGAAGAGGAAGAAGAGGAGGAGGAGGGGAAUCAGGUGCAAGAGGAAGAGGAGGAUGAGGAGGAGGAUGACGGAGAGGAGGCAGAGGAAGAUGCAGAAGGUAGGGAAGGAGGGCAAGGAGGGAAGGGAGGGGACUGGGAAGGCGCAACAGGGGAGCAGGAACAGGAAGGCGAGGAGGAGGAAGAGGAGGAAGAGGAAGAGGAAGAGGAAGAGGAAGAGGAAGAGGAAGAGGAAGAAGGUGUGGGGGACGAGGAGGAGGAGGCGGUAGGGGGAGUAGAUGUAGAAGCGGAUCGGGGUGAGACAGGAGGGGAGGAAGAGGAGGUAGAGGAGGAGGAGGAGGAGGAAGAGGAAGAGGCAGAUGGUGGGGGGGAGGCAGAAGAUGUGGAAGCAGAAGAGGAGGAGGAGGACAGUGUUCAAAUCGUGGAAGAGGAGGAAGGGCACGAGGAGGAACAAGAGGCUGAGGGGGAAGAAGAGGAGGAGGCUGAGGAAGAGGAGGAGGAGGAGGAGGCAGUGGAGUUGGCUGAGACUGAAGAAGAGGAGGAGGAGGAAGACCAGGAAGGAGCACAUGGGCGAGAGGCGAAUGAGGUGAAUGGGGAGCAGGGAGAGGGGGCUAGCACGCAGGAGAGUCUGGUUCAGUCUCAGGCUCCGUAUCAAGGGCAGGUACCUUCCCAACGAGACUUGCAAGAUGCUAAGGGGGUGCCGUUCUAUCACUGGCAGCAGGACCAUCAGCAGCAUCAGCAGCAUCGGCAUCAAAUCAGUGCAUCAGCUGCACCCGCACCACCUGCAGCAGUACCAGCAGUACUCGCAGCAGCAGCGGCAGCAGCAGCAGCAGCGGCUGGGGUAGUGGGGGAGGGGUCUCAACGGCAGCAGCGGCAGCGGCGGCAGCCCAAGUGGCUUGAAGAGGAGGAGGAUGUGCCGUUGUCCCACAUGCGGGGAGGGCGACAGGGGAAAGCAUGGCCGACAGGGCAUACCCCCGUUCCUGCUGCUGCUGGUGCUGCAGGUGCCGCUGGGAGAGGAGUGGGGCUAGGAGCAGGAGCAAGGGCAGGAUUAGCUCCAGUGCCAGGGGCAGGGCUUGGGGCAACGGCAGGAGGAGUAGUGCCAGGAAAAGGGGUCAGCGCUCUUGACGUUGUGGCAGGGCGAGGGCGAGGAGGGGCAGGGCCAGAGUCAGCAGCUGUUGGUAUUAGGGGCGCUCUUGCUGCUGGUGUUGGUCGGGGGGGGGUGAAGCAAGAACAGGGGGAAGUUGUUGGAUUUGCAGAGUUGAACCACCAUCGGCAGCACCUUGCCUCUCCUGCUUCUCGUGCUGCUGCUGCUGCUGAUGGCGCUGGUGCUGCUGGUGGUGGUAAUCUUAGUGCAGGGAAGAGAGUAGAAAGAGCAGUUUUAGGCGGCCAAGCAGCCUCUGCUAAGGCGGAAGCGGUGGAUGGUGCACUCCCCCCUGCUCCGCCUAGUCGGUCUAGACCUUCUGUGCCGCUUUUCACCCCUGCUAGUGCAGAUACCAGUCAGUCUAGGGACAGUGCUACUCAUACUGCUGGUGCUGAGGAUUUUGGUAACAAUGCUGGCGCUAUUACUGCUGCUGCUGUUACUGGUGUUUCUGCUGGUGGUGCUGCUAGCGGUGCUGCUGGGGAUGGCUUGGCGUCUAGGAAUCGUGCCAGGUUGGAAGCAGCAGUCGCAGCGGCAGGGGUGCUGGAUCUGUGCCCGGGUGUGCGCCUGUGCAUGCUGCCUGAUUACGAUGAUAUAGCGCCGUGCCUUGGCUUGCCAGGCUAUGCGGACGUGUAUCUAGAUGAAAGGGCGCUGAAUCCUAGUCUGGGCCCAGGGGAGCUUGCGUCUGUGGUUUUGGCAGGGGUUAUUCAGAAGGAGAAGGAGAGGAGGGAGUGGGAGGUGAGGCAGAGGGUGAGAGGAGAGCUGGAGAGGUUAGGUGGAGAGAGGUUGGAGAGAGAGAGGUUAGAGAGGGAGAGAUUAGAGAGGUUGGAACAGGAGAGGAAGGAACGGGAGAGGAAGGAGAGGGAGAGGAGGGAGAGGUUAAGGAGGGAGCAGGAGAGGAAGGAGAGGGAGAGGAGAGAGCGGGAGAGGAAGGAAAGGGAGAGGAAAGAGAGGGAGAGGAUAGAGAGGGAGAGGAAGGAGGCCGAGAGGAGGGAGAGGGAGAGGAAGGAACGGGAGAGGAAGGAGAAGGAAAGAAAGGAGCGGGAGAGAAAAGAGAAGGAGAGGAAGGAGAGGGAAGAGAGGGAACGUCAGAGGUUGCUGGAGCUAGAGAGGAAAAGAGAGGAGGAGAGGAGAAGGGAAGAGGAGAGGAAGAGGGAGGAGGAGCGGCUAAGGCUAUUGGAGUUGGAACGGCAAAGGGAGGAAGAGAGGAAGCGGCAGUUAGAGCUGGAACGGGAGCGAGAGAGGGAGAGAGAGAGGCAGAGGGAAAUUGAGCGAGAACAAGAGAGGGAGAGGCAGAGGCAACUGGAGCUGCAAAGGGAAAGGGAGAGGGAGCAAGAGCGGGAGAGGGAGAGGGAGAGGGAGCGGAAGCGGUUAGCGGAGGAAGCAGCUGCUGCUGCCGCUGCAGCUGUUGCGGCGGCGGCGGCUGCGGCUGCAGCAGCAGCUGCGGCCGAAGAGAGUAAUGCGGAUCAGAUGAAACUAUGGGGGGCGUCGAGAAGCAGGGGGUCUAGAUCAGGUGUGGGCGAGUGGAACCCGGAUAUGCUCUCUCAGUAUGGCGGCUUGCAGCAGCAGGAACAGCAGCAACAACAGAUGCAACAGCCUUACUACCAGCAGCAGCAGCAGCAGCAGCUAGCUGCAGGUCUGGCGCUUGGCAUGCCUGUGCAAGGCAGUCCCAGGGACAUGUCCCAUGCUGCUGGUACGCCGGCUCGUGCCUCUGCUGCGUUGGCUGGAGCUGUUGCAGGGGGGGGGCAGACACCAGUGCAAGCAGCAGGAGGGAACGGAGGGGUUGGAUUCCCAGCAGCACCCUCAAAGCCUGGCGAAGCUGCCGGGCCAGUGGCAGGCACAGUGCAAGGGAAGCGCGGCGUGGUGGGGGGGGGGCGGAGGGAGCCGACUAAGGCAGAGCAGGAGGCGGCGCUGCUGAAAGAGAUGGAGAAGACGGCCAAGGCGUGGAGCUCCAUGGUGCGGAAAGACCUGCUCAAGCACCACCGGCUUUUUGUGAUGACACACAAGAAGCAGUCGUUGGACUGCAAGCGCACCGCGGAGCUGUGCCAGAGAGAGGUCCGAGUACGCGUGACCCGCUCGGUCAAGGCAGCCAAGGGCGCGCCGCUGCGCAUGAAGCGUCUGGCCCGAGACAUGGUGCUGUUCUGGCGGCGGUACGACCGAGAGCAGACAGAGCUGCGCAAGCGCGAGGAGAAGGAGGCGCUGGAGGCACGGCGGCGACAGGACGAGCUGAGGGAGGCGCGGCGGCAGCAGCAGCGCCUCAACUUCCUGCUCACGCAGACGGAGCUGUACUCGCAUUUCAUGCACUCCAAGGUCGCGCCGGGGGCCGGAGGCGCGGCUGGUGCUGCUGCUGGGAAGGCGCAGGUGCCUGGUGCCGCUGGGGUUGUAGCCGGCGCAGGCGCUUCUGCUGCUGGUGCUGGUGCUGGUGGUGCUGCUGGUGGUGCUGCUGGUAGUGCUGGUUUGAGUGCGGAGGAGGUGGAGGAGAAUGAGAGGAUGGCUGAGGAGGCGAGGCUGGCAGCGGUGCAUGCAGCGAGCGAGCAGCAGAGCAGGACUAGCCUGUUUGACAACGAGUCCAGGAGGCUGAGAGGGGAAGAGGAAGGGGAGGGCGAGGGUGCGGGAGAGGAGGGAAUGGGGGCAGGCAGGGAGGGAGAGGAGGGCAUGGCUGCAGAUAUGGAUCUACUGAACCCGUCCACGAUGCCGGAAGCCUCGACGGUGGCGCAGCCCAGCAUCUUCAGAGGGCGGCUCAAGGAGUACCAGCUCAAGGGGCUGCAGUGGCUCGUGAACCUCUACGAGCAGGGUUUGAACGGCAUCCUGGCAGACGAGAUGGGGCUUGGCAAGACCAUCCAAGCCAUGACCUUCCUUGCUCACCUGGCAGAGGAGAAGGGCAUCUGGGGCCCGUUUCUUGUGGUGGCGCCAGCAUCUGUUCUCAGCAACUGGGCGGACGAGCUUGCACGCUUCCUGCCUGAGUUCAAGGUGCUGCCGUACUGGGGCGGCCUGCCAGAGCGCACAGUGCUGCGAAAGAACAUCCACCCGAAAAAGCUCUACCGCAAGGACGCGGCGUUCCACGUGAUGGUGACGUCGUACCAGCUGCUGGUGGCGGACGACAAGUACCUGCGGCGAGUCAAGUGGCAGUACCUCGUGCUGGACGAGGCGCAGGCCAUCAAGAGCGCCGGCAGCAUCCGGUGGCGCACGCUGCUGUCGUUUUCGUGCCGCAACCGGCUGCUGCUGACGGGCACGCCGAUCCAGAACUCCAUGGCGGAGCUGUGGGCGCUGCUGCACUUCAUCAUGCCCACGCUCUUCGACAGCCACGAGCAGUUCAGCGAAUGGUUCUCCAAGGGCAUUGAGGGUCAUGCGGAGCAUGGAGGGCUGCUCAACGAGCAUCAGCUCAGCCGACUGCAUGCCAUUCUGAAGCCGUUCAUGCUGCGGCGCGUGAAGAAGGACGUGGAGACGGAGAUGAGUGGCAAGCGCGAGCUGGUGGUGCCGUGUGAGCUGCGUGCGCGGCAGCAGGCGCUGUACCGCGCGGUGAAGAACAAGAUCUCCAUCGCCGACCUGUUUGACAGUGUGGGAGGGCAGAUCAACGAGAAGAAGGUCCUGCACCUCAUGAACCUCGUCAUCCAGCUGCGCAAGGUGUGCAACCACCCCGAGCUGUUUGAGCGCAACGAGGCCAAGGCGUACUUCUAUUUCGCCACCAUCUCCCCGCCGCUGCAGCCUCCUCCCUUUGGGGAGCCCGACUGGGUGCCGUACAGCGGCCGCCACAACCCCAUCUCUUACACGAUCCCGAAGCUUGUUUACCGGGAGUGCACGCCCGCGCUCCCUCCCGCCUCGUCCGGUGUCUUCCAGGGCUUCUCUCAGAAAUGGCUCUACCACCGGCUUUCCAUCUUCUCCCCUCUCCACAUCCACCACUCCCUCUUCCCCCGCUCUCCCCCACCCGCCUCCUCCUCCUCUCCCUCCUCCUCCCCCUCCGCAUCCUCCUCGUGCCCCCGCUCUAUCCUAUCACCUGCUAUACUGCGGCUCCCUUCCCCCUCCUCUCCCUCCGCCUCCUCAUACUCCUCCACUCCCUCUGCAGUCUCCCCGUUCGCCUUUCUUCGCCUCCUGAAUCUAGCACCAUCAGACCUUACCUUCCUAGCCCGAGCCACGGCUUUUGAAAGGGCAGUUGCAGGGGAGCUGAUGAGGCAAGCAGGGUGUGCGCAGGUGUUUAUGGGGCAGGGUUCUGCUGACUGGGUGGAUGAUUGGGAGGAGGAUUGGGCGGUAGGAAAGGGGAGGAGUGGGCGGCGGAGGAGUGGGGCGAGAGGGGGGGGGAGGGAGGCGGACAGUGGGCGAGGGGAGGGAGGGGAGGGGAGAGAAGGGAAGGGCAGGGAGGGUCGCGAGGAGGACGACGAGGAGGUGGGAGAGGAGGAGGAAGGGAUGGAGGAUCGGUUGCUGGCUGUACAUAGAUUGCUGUGUGUGAAGCCUAGAGGUCAGGGGGCUGUGCUGAGAAGAAGAGAGCACUGGCUGAGGAAGGUAGCGGAAAGACGGUUGGGUGACAAGGAGGAGAGGGGCGUGGGGAAGGAGCAGGCGAGAGGGAAGGAGCAGGAGAGGGGGGAGGAGCAGGAGAGGGGGACGGAAGGAGAGCAGGAGAGAAAAGUGUCAAGGCAGGGAGAGGAGGAAAGGAAAGAGGAAGUGCCUGGGGAGGAUGGAGGUCCGGGGCGGAAGCAGAUGGAUGAAGGGAGAGGGAGCGAUGGGGAGAAUGGAGUGGAGGUGAAAGAAGGGGGGGAUGCGGAGAUGGAAGAGGGGAGGAAAGGAGGGGAGGAGAGGGAGGGAGGUGAAAGGGAGGGGAGAGGAAGAGAGAGAGACAAGGAAAGGAAGAGGGAUGAUGGGACGGAGGAAGGGAAACCGAAUGGUGAGGGUGAGGGUGAGGAAGCAAUGGAGGUGGAGGGGGGAAAGGAGAGUGGUGAGAAGAGCGGGGAGGUGAAGGAAGAGAGAGAGGAGAUGGGGCAGAAGGAGGAGGUGGGAAAGCAGGGGAGUGCUGGCACUGAGGUGAGUGACGAUAUCAAGAUGGAGGAGGUGAAGGAGGAGCCAGAGUUGAAAGGAGAAGAGGGGGAGAAAACGCUGGGGAUAAUGGAGGGUGGAGUGAAGGAGGAAGACGAGGAGGAGAAAGAGUCGGCUAACCGAUCUGAAUGCGCUAAUAACAAGAAUAAUGUGGAUAUCAGCAUUGACAGGAGAAGUAACGACCACGAUACCAACAGCGGCAAGAACAGCAACGCCGCCAAUACGGAGCGCACUAACAACGACAGAAAGCAUCAUGCUAGAAGUGCCGACACUAACAACGACAGCGGCGGCGCCAAUAACAACAACAACAACAACAACAAUGACGACAACAGCAGCAGCUGCAGCAGCCGCGUGCCCUUCCUAACAGGCUGGCCGAAAGACCCUCCGCUCCUCCUCCCCUCCCCUCUCAUCUCCUCCUUCCCCGCCCGUCUCUACCACUCCGCCUCCAUCAUUCGCACCACGCGCACAUUCAUCCCCCCUGUCCGUGCCCCCCCCAUCGACAUCAUCUGCCACGACCGCUCCUUUGCCUACCAGCAGCAGCAGCAGCUCUACCCCCCCUGGGCCCUCCAUCUUCUCUUCGGCUUCACCAGGAUCAACGAGCUCUCCGGCCCGUUCCUGUAUGCGGACCCAGCCGCACGGCUGUCUGUGCCCCCCCCUGCGUCCUCACCAGUGCUAGCGGUGAUGGGGGAAGAGGAGGGGGGCGUGGAGGGGAUGGGUGGUGGCAGGGGGGAGGUGGAGGGGGCUGGUGGUGGCGGUGGUGGUUCUAGGGGCGGGAUGGAGGUGAGGCUGCCGCGGCCGCUGCUGGGCGUGCAGCAUGACGUGGAGGGAUCGGCGCCACCCAUCCAGAUCUUUGACUUCUCUAAAAUGCUCACGGACUCGGGCAAGCUGCACCAGCUGGACGUGUUGCUGCGGCGGCUGAGAGUGGAGGGCCACCGCGUGCUGCUGUUUGCCCAGAUGACCAAGAUGCUCAACAUCCUCGAGGACUACAUGAACUACCGCAAGUACAAGUACCUGCGGCUGGAUGGGUCGUCCACAAUCGUGGACCGCAGGGAGAUGGUGAAGGACUUUCAGCACAAGUCGGACAUCUUUGUGUUUCUGCUGAGCACGCGGGCGGGUGGGCUGGGCAUCAACCUGACGGCGGCGGACACGGUGAUCUUCUACGAGAGCGACUGGAACCCCACCAUGGACCUGCAGGCCAUGGACCGCGCGCACCGGCUGGGGCAGACCCGAGAGGUGACGGUGUACCGCAUGAUCUGCGGCGGCACGGUGGAGGAGAAGAUAGUGAAGCGCGCCAACCAGAAGAACACUGUGCAGCAGCUCGUCAUGACGGGGCAGGGCGGCGCGGGCGGCGGGCUGGUGGCGGGCGGCGGGGGAGCCGGGGGCGGGGACGUGUUUGAGGCGGAGGAGGUGGUGUCGCUGCUGCUAGACGAUGCUGAGCUGGAGGCGCAGCUCAAGGCGCAGCAGGAGCAGGCUGCUGCAAAACAGAACUCGGAUCGGAGGCGGAGACGAGGGUCGAAGAAGAUUCGACUAGACGCGGAGGGAGGGGAGGCGGUGGAGGAGGAGGAGGGGGCGAGGGGAGGGGAGGAGUCAGGAGGAGGGAGGCGAGAUGCAAGCGGGGGAGCAUCGGAGAAUGCGUCUGGGGCGGAUGGUACAGGAGGGGCUGAGGGGGCAGGUGCAGGCUCACACAAGCGAAAGAGGCAAUCAGAUCGGCCCCCAAGACCUGGAGCCAGGGGCAAAGGGAGAGGUGGCGCUGCUGCUGCUGCUGCUGCCGCUGCAGCUGGUGGUGCGGCUGCUGCUGAUGCCAGCACGGGGCGUAAAAGAGGGAGAGCAGCAGGCGCAGCUGCAGCAGCAGCAGCAGCGGCGGCAGCGGCAGCGGCAGCGGCAGAGGCAGCAGCAGCUGCGGCAGUGGCAACACCAACAGCGGAAGAAGAGGAGGAGGGAGCAGGGGUAGGGAACGGUAUAGGUGGAGGAGGUGUGGUAAGACGAGCAGGGGGGGCAGGGGAGUUGUCGGAUGUAGGAGGUGGUGCCGAGGGUGGUUUAUCCGAGGCAGCAGAGCGGAACGGAUGGGGGGCGAGAGAAGCGGUUCUGGAAGGCACAGCAGCCAAGAGACGGAGAGGACCAACUCCUCAAAGGAGGAGAUUGAGUGCCAUGGGGUGGGUGAAUGAGGGGAGAACAGGAGAGGAUAGUGGGGGAGGAGGAGGAGGGAUAGAUGGGAGAAGAGAGGGAGAGGGGAGGUUGGUGGUGGGGGGGGAGGAGGGUUGGAGGGAGAUGGAGCAGUGGAUUGAAAGCUUUGAAGCGUCUGAUUGGAACAGUGGGUUUUGAAGCAGAGGCAGAGAUGUCAUGGCUUGAGUUGUAAGGGUGAUGAACAGAGGAACCAUCAGGUUUCUUGAUGUGUCCUGGAAAUAAGCGGGGAAGGAGGGGGGGGGGGGGGGGGAGGGUGCGGGAAGGAGGAGAGCAGCAGGAAAAAGUCUCUUACUGCACUUGCUGCCGGUAUUCUUGAAAGCGCGGCAGCAAUGAUGGGGCAGGCAGGGAGUGGCACUACUAUAUAAACAGAAGCCAUUCUCACCGCUACCGUGCUUGCACACAUGUGAUCAAGGUGUCCGCAUUGUGCCUGGUGUGGCACUCCAACCAGAACAUUGUUUGGGUCAGAGAGCGGAGGAGAACAGUGUGCAGCGGUUGCUGUAGUGGGCGAGUUAUACUGAAAGCAAAGUUUUGCCACCUCUUCUUUUCAACCCCUGCAUGAGCAGCAUGCAUGCAUUGAGGCAGCUUGCAGUAAAAUUCCAGAGAUCAGUUCUAGGUUAUGGCAUUUUCAGAUUUACGGUCAUACUGUAUGGUGCUACAGUAUGGUGCUACAGUGCAUGACACACUGUUCAUUUCAGAUGACGCGCAUGGCCAGGUCUAGGCUUGCCGUGCCAUGCUUGGUAGGUUAUUGAACUUUACUGUAGAGGGUACAACCCCCCUCCUUGUAUGCCUCUCUCUUCUAGUUGCCCCCUUUUCUCU
Messenger RNA from Closterium sp. NIES-67, 11532 nucleotides. The record is from the annotation of a GenBank genome assembly. Lineage: Eukaryota; Viridiplantae; Streptophyta; Zygnematophyceae; Desmidiales; Closteriaceae.